Molecule: messenger RNA, 2219 nt
Organism: Sorghum bicolor (sorghum)
Lineage: Eukaryota; Viridiplantae; Streptophyta; Magnoliopsida; Poales; Poaceae
Product: RNA-binding KH domain-containing protein PEPPER
Exons: 7
Coding region: 280-1833 (517 amino acids)
Biological process (GO): regulation of gene expression
Cellular component (GO): nucleus; cytoplasm
Molecular function (GO): mRNA binding
Source: RefSeq, a predicted model, not a curated record
AACUUAGACAAAAAUACUUGCCGUGGAUUUAACAUGCUAAAUGUGAGGUAUUGAUAGAUUUUAGGAUUAAACCAAACAAACCAAAAAUUUGACUUGCCUAAAUUGUGACGACCGAAUUUUGGGCACGGACCAAUCAAACUCAUCUAUGUUACGGAAUGGACCAGUAGCAAAUUAUUCCGAGUCCACACCCAACGGCCAACCCAGCCGGAAAACCCCCAAAAGCGGUUGCUCUGCUCGCACUCGCCUCGCUCCGCCGCGUCCUCAAAACCCCACUCGGCCAUGGAACCACCUUCGCCGCCGCGCCCGUGUGAGGAGGAGGAGGAGGAGGAGGCUGAGAUCGACUUCGACGAGGAGGAGGAGGACCCGGAGGAGGUGGAGCCGUGGUUCACGUCCUCCUCCGACUCGGAGGCGGAGCGGGAGCCGAAGCGCCCGGCAGCGCUCGAGCCGCCACCGCCGCCGAUCCCAUUCCCCGCCCCCGCCUGGGCCGUGCCGCCGGAGCAGCAGCCGGCUCCGAUCACCGCGGUGGAGGCGGAGAAGAAGGGCGAUGGGGACUCUGAUGCGAGGCCGCGGUGGCCCGGCACGAACGUGUUCCGGCUGGUGGUGCCCACGGACAAGGUCGGCGGCGUCAUCGGCCGCCGCGGCGAGACCAUCAAGCGCCUCUGCGACGAGACCCGCGCCCGCAUCCGCGUCCUCGACGCCCCGCUCGGCGCCGCCUGCCGGAUAGUUUUAGUAUCUGCAAAAGAAGAAGUUGAAGCAGAGAUGUCACCUGCGAUGAAUGCUGCAAUUAAGAUCUUCAAGCAUAUAAACGAGAUAGAAGAGAUCAAUUCUGAUGGAACCUUAUCUGCUUCUGCAUCAGACAUUUGUUCUGUUAGAUUAUUAGUUCCUUUUGAACAAGCUGUCCACUUAAUUGGCAAGCAAGGAGUCACAAUUAAGUCAAUUGAAGAAAGUACAGGUACUACUGUAAGGAUUAGAGACGAAGAUGAGCUUUUGAGUCAUGAGACAGUGGAUGAAAGAAUUGUUGAGAUACGUGGUGCUUCCCUCAAGGUUCUGAAUGCACUAAAAUCAGUGCUUGAACUUCUCCGGAAGUUCUUAGUUGAUCAUGGUGUGCUUCAUCUUUUUGAAAGGAAGAACCAAGAAGUAGUUCAACCACAGGAUGCUUCUAAUUAUCCUCUUGCUGUGAACCAGGAUUUUUUGUUGUCUGAUCAACGCAGUCAUGGUGACCCAAUAAGCAGUAGACUUCUGUAUGGACAUGAUCCAUCUUUUUGCGGUCCACACCAUGCAACUGAUUCCUUAAUGAUACAGCAGAGUCGUGCUAACCCAAAAGGCAGUAGAUUCUUAUAUGGACGUGAUCCAUCUUUUCAUGACCCAUACUCUCGAGAUCUGAGCCAACCAACUGAUUCGCUAAUAACAAAGAUUACACGGACAAUGCAAGUCCCACUGGCAUAUGCAGAAGACGUAAUUGGUGUGAGGGGAGAAAACAUUGAAUACAUUCGUUCUGUUAGUGGAGCAGUUGUGGCUCUUGAGGAGAUUGGAGAUUAUCAAGAGGUUCAAGUUAUGAUUGAAGGCACUCCUUCACAAGUUCAAACUGCACAUCAACUCGUACAGGAGGUUAUAUCAGGUGACAGAGCGCCACCAUCCAGGAGCAGUUACUACAACAGUGAGGGGGCUGACCCAGGUCUUUUAAACUCUCCACAUGUUGGCUCAAGGUUUCUGCACUCUCCACGUGCCAUCGCAACAAGCCGGGAAUACCUGCCAUGGCAAUACGAAGAACAGACACCCCAUGGCCAUUGGAGAAACCCUACUCACUAUGAUUACAGAGGCUACAGGCCAUAGGAAACGAACUCAUCUACCAAGUCACUGUUUUCUGCUAUCAUGACAAGUUUCUGUAGAUGAUUUAUGUGGAGUGGAAGAACGAAAUGGAUCCACGGUUGUGCUCCGAUCCUGACGCUAGACGAUGUUCACCUGACCAAACUAGCUAGUUUGUAUAUUCUAGUCUUGAGAGAGAGAUACAAGUCCUCAAUAACCUUGCAUUGCUAGCCUCACUUGAUCCCAGCAGCUUGAGUGUAUGGCUAACUUUAUCAGCGUCUCAAUCAGUUGUUGCCCCUAUGGCCCUAUCACUUGUUUGGCCCCUUUAUUUCCUUUCUUCAGGCCUGAGACAGUCAGACAUGAUGAACCUCUUCUUCUCUUAUGUCCACUGGAGUACAUGUUUAUAUGCUGAA